AUGACCCUGACGGCCACGCUCGCGCCCCCGCGUCUCGCCCGUACCAUGCGCAACCCGCGCGCGCUAACCGAGACCCCGGAGCUGCUUCUGCAGCUCCUGGGCCCGCGCACCCCCCCGCGCGUCGACUCUCUCUUCUGGACCCUGUGGUCCAAGUCGGCCGACGUCGCGUGCAAGGCCCGCCGCACCCCCUUCAUCCAGGGCAUCGCCGCCGGCACCCUCGACCCCGUCGUCUUCGGCCGCUACCACGUCUCCGACGCUUACUACAGCUUCCACGCCGCAGACGACUACCUCCUCGCCGCCGCACGCGCCACUGACCCUGUCAUUAAGGCUUUUCUCGCCGCGAAGCACGCUAGUUAUACUGCCUACAACCGCACGUUUCCCGCCCUGUGGCACAUCAAAGAUUGCAAUGGCAUUGACCCUGGUCAGGUGUGCAAAGCUUAUUCAAGCUUUGAGAGAAGCAUUGUCGCGGCCGAAGAUGCCAUUUAUACCCUCAUUGUUAUGCUCCCGUGCGAACAUCUCUGGCCCUGGAUUGGUACGUCCAUUGGCCCGCCGGAUAAAGCUAACCUAUACGCGAGAUGGAUCAAUCACAAUAGCGAUUUUGGAAGCGCUUUUGCUCUUGGCAAUGUCAUUGACAAUUUUGAACUGCGCAACCCGCGCAUCUUGUGUAGAGAUAAAGCUCUGUAUAUAUAUAGAAAGGCUAUGGUUUACGAGUGGAAAAACUUUGAGAAUGCUUAA
Messenger RNA from Chondrus crispus (carragheen), 735 nucleotides. RefSeq lists its product as hypothetical. Gene Ontology annotation, cellular component: cytosol. The transcript has a single exon. The coding region runs from base 1 to 735 and encodes 244 amino acids. The record is from RefSeq and is a predicted model, not a curated record. NCBI's taxonomy places the organism in Eukaryota, Rhodophyta, Florideophyceae, Gigartinales, Gigartinaceae.